GGUCGCGUCCAUGGCGAUUGCGAGCUUAAAAUUUGUGUGCAAACCCAAUAUACAACUACGUCCGCCUCCAUUUCAAUGCAUUCGCAAGGUUGUGCCGAGAUAUGCCCCUUCCGUCGAGGCAGAGGAAGGGGUAAAAGAAGAAACAAAGGUUUCGGUUCUUGAAGAAGGAAAUAAGAAGGGCCCAACGUGGAAGAAACUGGAUUCCAAAGAGCUUGGAAUAAAGACUUCAAUGAUCACAAGCCCCACGAAAAAGGUUCUUAAUAGGCUGAAGAAAAAGGGAUAUGAUGUAUACCUAGUAGGAGGCUGUGUGCGGGAUCUUGUUCUAAAGCGUACACCAAAGGACUUUGAUAUUAUAACUUCAGCUGAGCUCAGAGAGGUGAUGAGAACAUUUUCAUGGUGUGAGAUGAUUGGCAAACGGUUCCCUAUAUGUCAUGUUCAUGUGGAUGGUACCAUUGUUGAGGUUUCAAGUUUUAAUACUGCUAGACGCAAGUUGGGUGUGGAUGCUUACCAUGACAUUAAAGGACCCUCUGGCUGUGAUAAGAAGGAUUACCUUCGAUGGAGGAAUUGUUUACAGCGAGAUUUUACGAUUAAUGGGUUGAUGUUUGAUCCUUACGAAAAAAUUGUAUAUGAUUACCUGGGAGGAAUGGAAGAUAUUAAAAAAGCUAAAGUGCGAACUGUAAUUCCUGCAAAUGCCUCUUUUCAGGAGGAUUGUGCUCGUAUUCUACGAGGAAUUAGAAUUGCAGGCCGCUUAGGCUUUGGCCUUUCCAAGGAAACAGCUCAUUUUGUAAAAAAUCUUUCUUACUCAGUUUUAAGACUUGAUAAGGGUAGGCUUUUGAUGGAAAUAAAUUAUAUGUUAGCUUAUGGUUCUGCUGAAGCUUCUUUAAGGUUACUAUGGAAAUUUGGACUUCUUGAUAUUCUCCUUCCCUUUCAGGCUGCUUAUUUUGUUCGCCAUCGAUUUCGUAGACGGGGCAAGGGAACGAAUAUGCUUUUGUCAUUCCUGUCCAAUUUGGAUACACUCUUGGCGCCUGAUCGUCCAUGUCAUAGUAGCUUAUGGGUCUGUAUCCUAGCUUUACAUAAAGCACUGAGUGAUAAACCGAGGUGCGCCUCAGUGGUUGCUGCAUUUAGUCUUGUGGUUCAUAACGGUGGAGAUUUGUCAGAAGCAAUAAGCAUAGCACGGAGGAUUAAUAAAUCACAUGAUGCGAGGUUUCCUGAAUUGUUAGAUCCAUUAAAUCUGGAUGACGAGGAAUUAGCGGAAGAGAUUGCGGAUCUUGGAGAUUCCGUUAAAGGUUCUUUGUUGCAGAUGACGGAUGAGCGAUUCGUGUCCCAGGCUAUGGCUGACUAUCCUCAAGCCCCUUAUUCAGAUCUGGUGUUCAUCCCGUUAGGAGUCUACCUCAAAGCUCGCAGCAUCUUUGACUGUGUGACAAUAGUUGAUGCUGCAAAGAGAUUUGUGUCAAAGCGUGGCAGAAAAAUUAAUUACGAGUCCUUAGCUUCUGGCGACCUGCGGGAAAUACGGCAUGUUUUUGCGAGGAUUGUAUUUGAUACUGUAUACCCUUUACGCCUAAUUGAUCAACAGUCAUAAAUGAGUACGUCAAGGCUAAUUUGAAGUUUCCUUUAGAAAUUUUGUGAGAAGAAUGAUGCAGGAUGCCAUUCUAUCAAGCAAAUCAGAUCAAUUUGGAAUGGAAUUAUGGUGAAAGGUUUGAUUUUACCAUUUAAGAGCUAUUGGAUUCCUGAAGAAAUUACCAUCUCAUGGUCUAAUUCCGGCGUUUCAAGUAAUUUUUACGUUUAAUCACGCAACCAGUGAUGAAGCAAGGGCACUUCACUGCCCUGCCAUAUGCAAUACCACGGAGUCAACGUAGGCUAAAAGGUCAUUUUUUUUCGGUUGUUUUUCUUUUGGGGGGGAGGUUAAACUUUAAAAAGUAACGCAUUCAUUAAUAUGUUUUUGGUAUACUCUUGUUAACAUCAAUUUAAUUUCUAUUUUAUGUCCUACAACUACAAUGUAUUCAUGCAUGUUAUUGUAAAUUUUACUUUCAAAAAAUAAUAAAAAUUUAUUAGUUGGA
Molecule: messenger RNA, 2057 nt
Organism: Neltuma alba
Lineage: Eukaryota; Viridiplantae; Streptophyta; Magnoliopsida; Fabales; Fabaceae
Product: poly(A) polymerase I
Exons: 14
Coding region: 11-1579 (522 amino acids)
Biological process (GO): RNA processing
Molecular function (GO): nucleotidyltransferase activity; RNA binding
Source: RefSeq, a predicted model, not a curated record